AUGAAAGAUUACGAUAUUCAGAAAUCAAACUCCACAUUGUCAUUGACUAUAUGCAAAGCUGAUGGAGAAGAUAAUCAAAUUAAAGGUACAGGUCACGGUAAAGGCGAUGCAGUUGGAGAAACAGGAUCAGCACUUAAAAAAGUCAAAUCACCAACAACAUUGCUUUGUGAACUUACACGCCUUAAAACUCAACAAAAAUAUCUUGAAUACGCUGAAGUAAAGUUAAAUGUCAGCAGCUUUCAAAACAAUGAUAAAUUCUCGAGUACAUCAUCAUCACUACCAAAUCUACGCGAUUCGACCGUCACUCAUAUCGAACAAUUAAGAAUACAAAUCGAAGGAGAACUAAAUGCAUUUCUUCAACAAUCGCGUGCAACUGUUAAUGACAUAUAUUUGGAAGUAGAGAAAAUUAAAGAAAAUAUUCAACCUGAUCGUUUAGACAAAUAUUCAGUAGCAGAUUUGCGGCAGCACAUUGUGUGCAUAAAUACAGAAAUUGAAAAAUUUAAAUUGAAAAAUUCUAACCAACUGUUAUUAUUACAAAAAAGUUGUGAAGAUUUAUUUAAUUGA
This is a messenger RNA of Calliphora vicina (urban bluebottle blowfly), 564 nucleotides long. RefSeq lists its product as uncharacterized. Lineage: Eukaryota; Metazoa; Arthropoda; Insecta; Diptera; Calliphoridae. The record is from RefSeq and is a predicted model, not a curated record. The coding region runs from base 1 to 564 and encodes 187 amino acids. The transcript has a single exon.